GGACGAGACGCGACUGUGGCUUUCUGGAAGGACGAGGGGAGGAGAAAGCUGGAUUUGUUGCUGUUCUGCUUCUUUUUCUGCGGAUUUGUGAGAAUGUGAUGGGCGGCGAGGUCAGUAGAAGCAGUAAGAGAGAAGGACCAGUUGCUCAGCGUCGUUUCAGUCAUGGGUUCCUCUCCAACGUGGGCGUCUCCAUCGCUCACAGACUCGGACACUCGGCUGUGUUUUCUCGGCCUGUUGAAGUCAACGACAAACCGUCCGACUCCAAACUCCUGCUGCCUCUGGAGGACGCCGCUGAAACGUCAGAACCAAAGACGACCCCUCCAGCUUUCAUCUCUCUAUUUCUGCCUGAGUUCCCACUUCGUAAAUUCCCAGCACAAGACCAUUUCCAGAUCCUGGGGUUCGUAGCUAAAGGCUCAUUUGGACCAAUCCUGAAAGUUAAAGAUGUUUGUAAAGAGAAGAUCUACGCAGUCAAGGUUCUACCAAAGUCGGAGAUCUUGAAGCAGGGAGUGCUGGAGCAGUCGAAGGAGGAGGUCAUCAUCCAGCGGCACCUCAAACACCCAUUUAUCCACAAUCUGCAGGACUGCUGGCAGACGCAGCGCCAUCUCUUCAUUAUGUGCGACUACUGCAGCACUGGAGACUUGUACACCUGUUGGCUGCUGAAGGGUCGGUUUGUAGAGGAUGAAGUUCGGCUGUUUGCGGCGGAGAUGGGCAGUGCACUCGGAUUCUUACAUGACCUAGGAAUCAUGCAUAGAGAUAUAAAGAUGGAAAACAUUCUUCUAAGUGAUCAAGGUCACCUUCUUUUGUCUGAUUUUGGACUCUCACGCCGCCUGAAGCGAGGAGGACGAGCGUUCACGAUAUGUGGGACGAUCCAAUACAUGGCUCCUGAAGUUUUAAGUGGUGGUCCAUACAGCCACGCUGCUGACUGGUGGUCUCUUGGUGUUAUGUUGUUCUCUCUAGUAACAGGAGAGUUUCCGUUACUUGCAGAGCAGAACCACGGCAGCAUGUUGGAGAAGGUCAGAGAUUUUCCUUAUUUCCUGCCGAAGACCUUCAGCUCAGCUCUGAACUUGCUGCUUACUGAGCUUUUGUGCAAGAAUCCGCUGAACCGCCUUCGUAAUCUGGAGUGUUUCCAGAUGCAACCCUUCUUCCGAGGCUCAUCGUUCGACUCUUACAUCCUCCGGAAGACGCCGGUCAACUUCAUCCUGGAGCUCCGGACUCAUCCUGACUGGGAGGCCAAGUCAGCGAGAGGCCUUUCAGUUGACAGCUUUGACAACUUUGACUGCGAUCAAAUCCUUCACUCGCCCACGACUCCCUCUGAACUGUCUCCGACUUUAACCAACGUGGGCCUGAGCUCAGCUGCACAGACAUGUGAAGCUUAAGACUGAACUGUACUUAAAUACAAACUGACUGGAAAUAAGAAGCUCUACAGAUGAUAUUAUAUUUUAUUUAUGUUACCUCUUAGUGUCUAAAAGUUGCCUUUUCCCAAAAAUUAUUAACAGAUUUGUUCUGUUUAUUGCUGCUAGUUUGUAAUAAAUCAGUGUUGUUGGAAUUCAGUAUAUUCCUUCAUAUAUCCAUAAAUGCUCCACCUUAUGAUGCACAGUAAAGUCUAACUGUAUUUAACUGACUUGUCUUUGUAUAACUUGUGUUUGAUGGUGAUAUUAUUUGGUCUGUAGAAUGAGUUGCUUAGUGGUGUGUUUGAUGUUUACUUCAUCAUGCAGUGAUAUAACUCUGGGAUAAUUCUGUGCAUCUUCAUUGUGGCAGUCGCUGAGACUUAGUGUCCAUAAUUGUGAAUUGUUUUGCUUUUUUUUAAAAUGUUAAAUGUCAUGUAAAUAAAUGUCUUGGUAUAUAAAUUGUCAAACAUAGCUGACUUGUGUUCUUUUUCUGCAGGAAUUGUUGGUUUUCUGUUCUGACAACAGAGAUUUGUCUCUAAUAAUGUUAUUUUUUCUUUUUUGGUUUAGAAAAAAAAUAAAAUUAAAAGCAGCAGAAUUUCAUCUGUAGAAGAAAAAUAAGUCAUUGGUUUCACAUUUUAUUGUUAUGUUUCUUACAAUAUUUUUCUAUUGUUACUUAUUUAGAAAUAGAAACUAAGAAAAUUCAAUUAACUGAAAUAUAUUUGGUUUAAAAAUAUAUUUAAAACAUUACAGUUUUAAAAAUCCAAUUAUUAUGACAUGAAUUAUUUAAAAUGAUAUUACAGCUACAAA
Molecule: messenger RNA, 2195 nt
Organism: Acanthochromis polyacanthus (spiny chromis)
Lineage: Eukaryota; Metazoa; Chordata; Actinopteri; Pomacentridae
Gene: rskra
Product: ribosomal protein S6 kinase related a
Exons: 12
Coding region: 99-1376 (425 amino acids)
Biological process (GO): protein phosphorylation
Molecular function (GO): ATP binding; protein serine/threonine kinase activity
Source: RefSeq, a predicted model, not a curated record